AUGGCCACACGGCCAUCGCCGCGGUCGAGCGACGGCGUACGGCCAAGAAGCAAGAGCGGGAGCGGCAGACCCCCGUCGAGCCCGCGCAGCUCCGACUCAUCACGCCAAACCACCGGCCGCUCACCCACCUCCGCGGCGUCCGACAAGCCGAUCCCGUCCUUCCUCCGGCCCACCGUGAGCUCGUCCCUUCACAGCUCCUCCUCCGCUUCCUCUUUGUCGUACUCCUCCUCCUCCAAGGGCCCCGCCGCCACGGCUAGGCGGUCCGCCGACAAGGCCCCGGUGCAUCCGCUGGGCGCGCCGAGGCCGAUCACGCCCAAGGACAAGGCAAAGGCACCGGCGGCGUCCACGUCGCGAUGGUCCGCGGUGUCGCCGCGGCAGCUGAUGCAGAAGGCGUCCAAUGCCAUCAAAGCCAGCAGCAAGUCCCGCGGCAAGAAGAGCAAGGAGGCGGUGAGCCCGGCGGCCUCGGUGUCCGGGAAGGAGGGAGCCGGUGCUUCAGUCGAGGCCAAGGGCGAGACGGCGAGAGCACAGCCAGUCGGGGAGAAGCACCAGCAGCCUGAGACGCCUGCAGAGUCGCCGCCUGCCGUGCAAACAGAGGGGGCUGUUCUGGAGCCCAAAGCAGAGCAAAACGAGCAGCGCGCGGCAACAUCGCAAGAAGGUGCCCAUACUGACAUCACGACCGUGGAGGAGAGAGAUCAAAACGAGCAGGUCCGUGCAGAACAGCCGGAUAGAGAAUCAGAGAAGGAGGAGGCCGUCGCGGAGAAGACCAUACCGGAGGAGGCUCAAGCAGUGAACGUGGAGACGCCGGAGCCAGAGCUGCAAGAAGAGAAUCUGCAAAGUUGUCCGGUUGCGGAGACAGGGACGGAGGCCCAGAAGAACAGAGACGUGUUAGAUUGA
This is a messenger RNA of Phragmites australis (common reed), 894 nucleotides long. Its product is annotated as RNA polymerase II degradation factor 1-like. NCBI's taxonomy places the organism in Eukaryota, Viridiplantae, Streptophyta, Magnoliopsida, Poales, Poaceae. Bases 1 to 894 code for a protein of 297 amino acids. The record is from RefSeq and is a predicted model, not a curated record. The transcript has a single exon.